CCACAUUGAAAAACAACAUGGCCGCCUCCAUGGGUGCGCGUUGCUGAGUUUCGCUAGUUUAUUUCCACGCUUGUUCCAUUCUAAUCGAGUCAUUUCACUUGCUAUUAUUUCAUGCUUAUAUGAAGAACGGUGUGUGACACAGCAACCAGGAUGUUCUUUAUAACCCUGUUAGCAAAAUGUCUGUGUUUUGUAUCAGCAGAUGACAUGUCAGGGUCUUUGGACAAUGCCUGGAGUUAUGCUGAAGCUUUCUUUUGGUCCGUGUGGCACAAGAGAUUAUAUGUGUACACUGUAGCUGCACUAAUCAUCGGGUUAUGGUUAACAGUGAACAUGAUCAUGAAAAAGAAGAAGCCGAACAAUCCUGGAAAAACCCCAGAAACCGGGUUUAAGACUGACAAACAAAUAGCUGAAAAGGAAAAGAGUGUCAAUGUAGCAGGUGUAAAGAUUUUCUACGGGUCACAAACUGGAACCGCAAAGGGUUUUGUCAGGGAGCUUGCAGAAGAGGUCCAGGCCCUGGGGUUCCAGUCAGACGUGAUUGACUUGAAGGAUUACGACCCCGAAGAUAAACUGUCAGAUGAGUGCACCAGUAAAAUGAUUUGUGUGUUCCUCAUGGCCACAUACACCGAAGGCAAGCCCACCGAGAGCGCCGAGUGGUUCUGUAAAUGGUUGGAGGAGGCGUCUACUGACUUUCGCUACGGCAAAACCUACCUGAAAGGUCUGCGAUACGCCGUCUUCGGCUUGGGGAACUCUGUUUACGUUGGGUAUUACAACACGGUGGGCAAAAACGUGGACAAGUGGCUGUGGAUGCUGAGUGCGACGCGGAUCAUGAGUCGGGGCGAGGGCGACUGCGACGUCUCGAAAAGCCGGAACGGCAGCAUUCAGGCCGACUUCCAGGCGUGGAAAGAAGAUUUCUUGAGACGCCUUCAGGCCCUGGCUAAAGGUGAGAAGAAGACGUGCAACUGCGAGUGUAAAAAAGGCUCGUGCAAGAGUAAAAAGAAGCACCAUGAGAAAGCCGAGGGUGAAAAGCACAGCUCUGAGGAGCUGUUCGAGUCCAGCAGUGAGGCCGAGUCUGGAGGUGAGGUUGAGAAAGAUCACGGCUCUGUCAUUGACCUAGAGGAUCUUGGAAAUGUCAUGAACCACAUCAAGAAAGCCAAGAAAAAAGGGGAGGACGACCUGUCCAAAAUGAAUGGAUUGAAGAAGACUGAGCCUGAGGAGGAGAGGAGGGAGAUGGUCACUCCAGCACUGAGAGAAGCGCUGACUAAGCAAGGCUACAAACUCAUAGGUAGUCACUCUGGGGUAAAGCUGUGCCGUUGGACCAAGUCAAUGCUGAGAGGGAGAGGAGGAUGCUACAAACACACGUUUUAUGGCAUCGAAUCUCACCGGUGCAUGGAGACCACUCCCAGCCUGGCCUGUGCCAACAAAUGCGUGUUUUGCUGGAGGCACCACACGAACCCUGUAGGCACCGAGUGGCGUUGGAAAAUGGACCCCGCUGAAAAGAUCCUCCAAGAAGCACUGGAGAACCACCGCAACAUGAUCCGCCAAUUCCGAGGUGUCCCAGGAGUUCGGUCGGAUCGUUUUGAGGAGGGUUUGGCAGUAAAGCACUGCGCUCUGUCUCUAGUGGGCGAGCCCAUUAUGUACCCAGAGAUCAACUCCUUCCUGCAUCUCCUCCACCAGUGCCACAUCUCCAGCUUCCUGGUCACCAAUGCCCAGUUCCCAAAAGAAAUCAGGAACCUGGUGCCAGUCACCCAGUUGUACGUGAGUGUGGACGCCAGCACCAAGGACAGCCUGAAGCGGAUAGAUCGUCCUCUAUUCAAAGACUUCUGGCAGCGCUUCCUAGACAGUCUUAAAGCCCUUGGGGAGAAGCAACAGCGCACAGUAUACCGUCUGACCCUGGUGAAGGCCUGGAACGUCGACGAGAUGAAAGCCUACGCCGAGCUCAUCGCCCUGGGCCAGCCAGACUUCAUCGAGGUCAAGGGAGUAACCUACUGUGGUGAGAGCUCAGCCAGCAAUCUGACCAUGGCAAACGUGCCCUGGCAUGAGGAGGUGGUCCACUUUGUGCAGCAGCUCGGCAACCUCCUGCCCGACUACGACAUUGCCUGUGAACACGAGCACUCAAACUGCCUGUUACUAGCCCACCAUAAGUUUAAAGUGGAUGGUGAGUGGUGGACGUGGAUCGACUACGAGCGCUUCCAUGAGCUCAUCCAGCAGUACAAUGAGAGCAGCGGUACCAAGACCUUCACCGCUCUGGACUACAUGGCCAAGACGCCCAGCUGGGCCGUGUUCGGAGCUCAGGAGAGAGGCUUCGAUCCCUCAGACACGCGCUUCCUGAGAAAAAACAAGACCAAAGACAUCUCCGGGUGCUAAAGUCAAACAGCUGCAUCUUUUUAAGAUCUAAAUAAGUCAAAUACAUUUUACAAAGUCUUUAUUUAAAAGGAUCUGUGAUUUGGAAGGUCUGUAGAUAUCAGCUUUCCUUACAUGAGUUUUUAAUUCUUAGAUCAUUGCUUUGUUUUCCAACACAAGUUCAGUGAGUCGACAGUAUCUUUCUUCUGUGCUUGUGUUUUCUAGACCUAUUGUGUGUAAUGAGGAGUGAUUUAACAAUGCAGUCUCUCCAUUUUUUCCCCCUCACCAUUUUUGUAUUCGCCUCAGUUUUCACUAACAGAGAGUCAGAGCGAGGUCUACAGCUUCAUUCAUUAACAUACAUAAAGUCUUGUUUCACUCUUAGGCAAAAAUAUUCCUUUAUUUUCUUGUUUAAUUAAAAUGUCAGUCUACAGUCUAGUUCUUCAGUGUAAAGUUAGCAUAAGGCCGACUGUGUCAUGAGCUUUAGUUCUUGGAGUUCUUUAGAGAAGAUGAUAUUGCUGGAACAUUUUGCAGUGCAGGGUUUAUUUUUUUCCUCAGUCUGUGUGCUUCCUUCAAAAAUUUCGACUCCGAACAUAUACAGGUGUUACUUGAUUUUCUGUUUUGUGUGAAUUCACAUUGUCAUUUGUUCAUUACGUUUUCAUUAUUUGGAGAUUUUUAUUUAGCUUUCUUUACAGUAGCAUCUGGAUUUCAGGUGCAGAAUGUAAGUAUAUUGUGUGAUUUGUCAUCGGGGUAAUUAUCCAUGUCCUGUUUUUUAGAUCGUAUAAAAGGUGCCUCGUUUGGGGACAGUUUGAAGUGGUAUCCGAAUUUGUAGUGCCUUAUUGAAUUCUAAAUAAAAUAUAUGAUGACUA
Silurus meridionalis is the source of this 3203-nucleotide messenger RNA. It is a transcript of the gene tyw1, whose product is annotated as tRNA-yW synthesizing protein 1 homolog (S. cerevisiae). Gene Ontology annotation, molecular function: catalytic activity; 4 iron, 4 sulfur cluster binding; FMN binding. Gene Ontology annotation, biological process: wybutosine biosynthetic process. NCBI's taxonomy places the organism in Eukaryota, Metazoa, Chordata, Actinopteri, Siluriformes, Siluridae. The record is from RefSeq and is a predicted model, not a curated record. Bases 151 to 2361 code for a protein of 736 amino acids. The transcript is spliced from 16 exons.